AUGAAUUUUCAUAUCACUAAUGAACCGAACAGUUGUACAUUGACUGGUCUAUCACCCAACAAGAACUACAAUUGUUCAUCAGAAAUAUUGUUUAAUGGCAACAUUGUGAAAACUGACAGCAAAUGGAUAAAAACAGAUUAUGGAAAGCCAACACCAGUGAGAGAACUUCAAGUCGAUCCAUUAAACCAAGAAAUCAGCGCUGUUAAGAUCAAGUGCAGGGAGCCAGAACAAAUAAAUGGUCCCAAAGAAGAAUAUUAUUUGUACUUGUUAGAUGGGAAGACCGCGAUUGAUGCUAACAAAAUCUGUUACUUUGAAGUUAGAGACCUCUGUCAUUUGACAACAUACCAGUUUAAGGUUAUUUUCUACAAUGGGGAAUAUUUCUCAGACCCCGUGAUCUCUAACCCAAUAGGAACCAGAUAUGUUGGAUAUAAUUAUGGAAACCUAGUGACGUGUUUUGCAUUCCUCAUUACUGGGAAGUCCUUGGCUUUGCUUCUUCUUCUGCGUAAAAUCCACAACCUUAUAAGAAAAAAUUCAAGGGAUCAAGAUGUACCUAUGCAGCCUCUUAACAGAGGUUGGUAUUCUCCUGCUUUUGGCAAGUGCAAGUAUUUAAUUUAUAUUUCUGCCUAG
This is a messenger RNA of Zootoca vivipara (common lizard), 627 nucleotides long. The record is from RefSeq and is a predicted model, not a curated record. NCBI's taxonomy places the organism in Eukaryota, Metazoa, Chordata, Lepidosauria, Squamata, Lacertidae.